AUGGUCCAUACCCCUACCCCAACCGACCGUCUUCUCACCUACGAAUACAUCAUCUUCGAUGUCUACGGCACCCUCGUCGACUGGGAAUCGCCCAUCUACAAUUCACUCAACGGCUUCUUUGAGGACCGGUCACUUGACGCUGUCCUCACAGCCUACCAGUCCGCCGAGACAGAUCUGGCAGCAGCCAACCCCAACAUGCGCUACCCCGAGAUCCUCACCGAGGUCUACCGGCGCCUAUCGCAGCACAACACGGGGCCACCCCCUGACACACAGAGCGACGAUCAGCCCCGCACCGACCCCGCCGAGCGCUUCGGCAACUCCGUGGGGGACUGGGAGCCCUUCCCGGACACCCUCGAGGGCCUCAAGAUCCUCAGGCAGCGGUACCAUCUCGUCGCCCUGAGCAACGUCGACAACGAUUCCUUCGCGCGCACCAUCGACAAGUUGCAGAAACCCUUUGACCUCGUCGUCACCGCCCAGGAGCAGGGCGUGUACAAGCCAGACCCGGAGGCACUCAAUGGCGCCAUGCGCAGGAUAGUGGACGAGCUCAAAUCGAAAGUUCUCGUCGUUGCCGGCAGCUAUACCCACGAUAUCCAGCCUGCACAAGCCCACAAACGCGACGGCAUGGGUACUGUCUGGAUUGACCGCAAGGAUGCAGUUAUUGGUCAACCGGAUGAAACCCUCCGAAGACAGGAGAACCCGCCGUGGGACUGGACUUACACCACGCUGGGCGAGUUGGCGAAGGUGGUCGAGGCGAAGAAGCCAAUCAGAAGCGUGUAG
Coniophora puteana RWD-64-598 SS2 is the source of this 777-nucleotide messenger RNA. RefSeq names its product haloalkanoic acid dehalogenase. The coding region runs from base 1 to 777 and encodes 258 amino acids. The record is from RefSeq and is a predicted model, not a curated record. The transcript is spliced from 3 exons. Lineage: Eukaryota; Fungi; Basidiomycota; Agaricomycetes; Boletales; Coniophoraceae.